Messenger RNA from Cucumis sativus (cucumber), 2315 nucleotides. RefSeq lists its product as uncharacterized. The coding region runs from base 350 to 1990 and encodes 546 amino acids. The record is from RefSeq and is a predicted model, not a curated record. The transcript is spliced from 3 exons. Gene Ontology annotation, molecular function: protein binding. NCBI's taxonomy places the organism in Eukaryota, Viridiplantae, Streptophyta, Magnoliopsida, Cucurbitales, Cucurbitaceae.
CAUAUAUAAACAUCACUCCCUUCCUUUUUCUCUUUGCUAAUAAAGUGAAGCACGGAGCGCUUCGCUUCUCUAAAUUGCUUCCUAAUUCUUUCUUUCUUUCUUUUUUCUUCUUUCUUUUAAUUCGGAUCGUUUUUCGAUGAACCGACAAAUCCAAGUUUGAGUGAAUUCAAAGGCAGAAGACCUUUUGGGUUAUUUUCUUUUGGAUCUGAGUAAACAAUUUCAGAUAUUCCAAGCCUUUUCUCUAAUCUUUGAUUCUUGUUCGAUUCUUCAAGACUUUGUGGUUAAGCUUAGAAUUUCGUGCUUGUUCUUGAAUCCUCUGUGUUGUGUUGUUAAUCUCGCUUGGAAGAUUAUGGAGGCGACGACUUGUUUCCAUUGGUCACAACCGUUUACUCCUCAUUGUCCUGCUUCUCCUCAAACACUAACGUCCACCGUACUCUCUCCGUGCUCCUCCAAACGUCGGAACUAUACCGAUGGAGGAUCUCUUGUGUGGCGGUGCGUUCACCGGUUAGAGCAAUCGACUCUGUUCGGUUCAUCAUCGACGAAGCUCCAUCGGUCGCGAUCUUGCGAGAUUCCGAAGCAGACGAGUCGCGGUAUCAAGAGAACUUGUAGCGCGAGUUUGGAUGCCUUUUCGGAUGAGGAAUUUUCGAGGAGGAUUCAGGAACUCGCGCUUAGAUUCCAACACUCGGCCGAUGCGGAUGAAACUGCCGGAAGUAGUAGCAGUAACGAUGCUUCCUGUGUGAAUUCAGAUUCGCUAUCGGAAUUUGUGGAGCCGUCGUGGCCAGAAACAGGUCAUGAGCCGCCGGAUUGGCCGCGGCCUGACGAGCUUGUUCCAGCUAUGAUUGAACGGCGAGCGAAUAGCUUCGAUCUCCCGGUUUCGCUUAGAAUGAUAAAGAAGAAGUUACAAUGGGAAGAGGAUAUCAGAGAAUCGACGGAAUCUUCUCAUUGUUCCGUCAAAAAGGCUUUCUCCUCCGUUGUGUUCAUGAUUCGCGAACUUCACAGCUACACUCUACGGCUUCGAGAGAUUCUUUACUUCGAAGAUCUACAGAGCAUUCUCGUUCGUGUUCAGAAAGAAUCUCAAGCUUCAUUCGUUUGGCUAUUUCAACAAGUUUUCUCUCACACUCCAACUCUAAUGAUCUCCAUUAUGAUCCUCUUAGCUAAUUUCACCGUCUACUCCAUGGGAAACAACACCGCUCUUGCUUCCACUUCGCCACCGCCAGCCGCCAUGGUUUCCGUCGUCGAAUCACACGAUCAAUGCAACUCCAAGUUUGACUCAACCACCAUCAAAACAUUCUCAAUCUCCUCAUCAAGUGGAAAAACUACUUCCAUCGGCGGAAACAAUGGCGGUGGAGGAAAAGUACGCCCCAUCGGCGGCGGAAUCGAGGAUGACGGACAGUUCAAUCAGUCGGAUGAAUACAGAACGAUUCUCCCCGAUAACGCGUCUCAGGUUUCUUCAUAUGGAACGACGCCGGAGACAGAGUCAGUGUUAAACAGAGAAGAGGAGGAGACGAAUUUGUGGAAAUCAGUAGUGGAAGAAGCUUCAAAGAUGCGGCAAUGGGGAGAUGAAGUGAUGGAUGGGGAUGCGUUUCGAGAUCUGAUAUCGCCGGUGACGGCGAAUAUUGAAACGGAUGAUUAUGCAGAGUAUUUAAGAACAGAGCUUCUAUAUCAAACAACCCUUCUUCAAGAACCUAACAAUACUCUGCUUCUUACGAACUACGCCCAGUUUCUGUACCUCGUCGCCCAUGAUUAUGACAGAGCGGAGGAGUAUUUCAAGCGAGCCGUGGCAGUGGAGCCGCCGGAAGCGGAGGCGUUCGACAAAUACGCCGCCUUCUUAUGGCAGGUAAGGAAGGAUUUAUGGGCGGCGGAGGAAACGUUUUUGGAGGCUAUUUCCGCCGAUCCUGGCAACUCUUAUUACGCUGCUAAUUACGCCCAUUUUCUAUGGAACACCGGUGGCGAUGACACGUGUUUUCCUCUCGACUCCCCGGAAGCUUAGAGGAAUGAGGAGAGAAUUUGGUGGUUGUGUUUGUAUUAAAUUAAUUCUGAGGAUCAAUCAAUCUGCGGCGGCAGCGGUGGCGGUUUAUAGGGAAAGUGGUGGUGGUGAGGAUGAAGAUGGGCGGUCGGGGAUUGAAUGUGAAGAGAUAUUGAGUUUUUCUUUAAUUGGCUUUGUAGCAUCAUCACGUGGCUAUGUUUAUUCAAUGUCACAAUGUAUAUUUUUAAUUUCGCCCUUCCUUUUUAGCUCUUUGUUAAUACAUAACUUUUUUUUUUCUCUUUCCUAAUAAAAUUAAAUGAAACUGUAGAGGAGAUUUGGAAUUUGAGUU